Molecule: messenger RNA, 322 nt
Organism: Micromonas pusilla CCMP1545
Lineage: Eukaryota; Viridiplantae; Chlorophyta; Mamiellophyceae; Mamiellales; Mamiellaceae
Exons: 2
Coding region: 11-322 (103 amino acids)
Biological process (GO): translation
Cellular component (GO): ribosome
Molecular function (GO): structural constituent of ribosome
Source: RefSeq, a predicted model, not a curated record
GCUCAGCAACAUGUUCGCCUUCAAGGGUUCCUACCAAGCGGAGGUGACCGUCGGCGAGAACGAGGCGGGCGAGAGCGCGAUCAGGCGCUUCCGCCGCGCGGUGAUGAACUCCGGACACAUCAACGAGACGCGUCGCCGCCGGUACUUUGAAAACCCGCAGGACAUCAAGAAGCGCAAGCAGUCGACGCCGCGCAAGAAGAAGGGGGCGAAGCCGCGCACGGCCGCGCAGGCGCUCGCGGAGAAGGAGCAAGCGGCGAUGAACCCUCGGGAGCGCCGCGGGGGGUUCGGCAACGCGAACAACGGCGGCGAAGGACGCCGUUGA